This is a messenger RNA of Ostreococcus tauri, 753 nucleotides long. RefSeq names its product SWEET sugar transporter. Lineage: Eukaryota; Viridiplantae; Chlorophyta; Mamiellophyceae; Mamiellales; Bathycoccaceae. Gene Ontology annotation, molecular function: sugar transmembrane transporter activity. Gene Ontology annotation, cellular component: membrane. The record is from RefSeq and is a predicted model, not a curated record. The transcript has a single exon. The coding region runs from base 1 to 753 and encodes 250 amino acids.
AUGCCGAGCGCCGCGGAGGCGGUGACGCUGUACGUCGCCCCGGCGCUCGGGACGGUGCUCGCGAUGUUCAUGUUCGGGUCGCCCUUGCCAGAGAUAUCGAGGAGUCGCGAGAAGGGGACGAUUGGGUCGUUGAAUCCGACGCCGUACCCGAUCGUGGCGGCGAACUGCGCGAGUUGGAUGAUGUACGGGGCGAUCUCGGGGAACUACUGGGUGUACUGCCCGAACUUCACCGGACUGCUCGCCGGGGCGUACUACUCGGGGGUGUCGUACGCGUUAUCGGAGCGACACAGACCGGUGCUUGAGAAGCUGUCGGGGGGACUGAUAUUUCUCGUAUCGCUCAUUGGGAUGGUUUUGAGCUGUGUGAUGCGAGGAUCGAGCGAGAACUCGCGGUUGAUGGUGGCGGGGAUCCAGGCGAACACCAUCCUCGCCGUGUAUUACGUGUCGCCGAUGUCGACGAUGUCAGAAGUUGUCAGGACGCGGGACUCAAAGUCCAUGCACUUUCCUCUGGUGGUGACGAACUUCUUAAACGGGUUGUGUUGGUUUGCGUUCGGAAUAGGGCUCAACGAUUGGUGGCUCGCGGCGCCGAAUCUUUUCGGAGCGUGCGUCUCUGUGGUUCAGAUUGGUCUCAUCAUGGUUUUUCCAAACUCAGAGCGUCGUGCGGGUAUUUCCACGACGCCUUCUACGGAUGGAUUGAUGGAAUUGAACCCGACGAGUAGUUUCAGUGAAUCGCCACGUAGUUCCACCGCGGUGUGA